Gigantopelta aegis is the source of this 1247-nucleotide messenger RNA. Its product is annotated as nuclear apoptosis-inducing factor 1-like. Lineage: Eukaryota; Metazoa; Mollusca; Gastropoda; Neomphalida; Peltospiridae. Bases 365 to 1153 code for a protein of 262 amino acids. The record is from RefSeq and is a predicted model, not a curated record. Gene Ontology annotation, cellular component: nucleus. The transcript is spliced from 7 exons.
AGUUAAGGUAAGAAACAAACUUAAGAAAAAAAGAUAAGAAAAAACUUACGAAUAAAAACGGUGCGUUUCACGAAAGUGUUCGUAAGAAAGUUGUUAUCUUAAGAACUUCUUAAUUUACGAUUUUUUUUUUUUUAUCACUCUUAUAUAGAUGAGAUAAAAUAAUUCAUGACAACGUAAACUUCCGGUAGUAGUGUUUUGUCAGUAACUUUUUGUUAACACUUUGUAGCACACUCAUAUCUACAGAAUAAAGCGUGUAAGAACUAUUCAAAAACGUUAGUAUCGAUCGUUAAUGUUGAACGCAUAUUUUUGGCACGUUCUACUUGUCGUCUGCAAUUAUGCCGCUGCGUUACGUCAGUAAAGCUAAAUGACAGCAGACAUGGCAAUGGAAACGAAAAAGAGGAAGGCCAACUGGAAUGAAAAUGAAUUGGAAGUGUUAGCAGACGCUGUGGUGUGCGACAUUAACAUUAUCAGAGGGAAAUUUUCUUCCUCAUUAACCCAUGAAAAGAAACAGAGUGUAUGGAUGAAAAUAACAGAAAAGAUCAACGCUGUCAGUACUGCAGGAAGGUCUGUAGAAGAAGUUAAAAAAAAAUGGCACGACAGCUUAAGCACUGUUAAAAAGAAAGAGAGCAAUCGAUUGAAAUCAAUGAGAGAAACUGGUGGUGGACCACCAUUGGAAGUCAUAUUUAAGCAAUGGGAGUUGUCAAUUUUACAGACACUUUCACCAACCGCAAUAUCAGGAAUUCCUGGUGCUGUCGAUACAAGUGAAGAAAGUGUUCCAUCAGUGCAAGCUGUUCCAUCAGACAUCAACAACAAUGACAGUGUGGAAGAAACAACAGUGUACAUUUGUGAAUCCGGGCCCAGCUAUGAAGAUAAUGCAUUAGGAGACCCAACUACAGAAUCAAAUGUUCCACAUAUUUCAAGCGGAAAAAAGAAUAAAAGGACAAUGGAUAAUGAAUUCUGUGAGGACAUUUUGAAAUUGAAGAGAGAGAAAUUGAAAAAUGAGAAGAUGUAUCAUGAAAAAAUCAUACAAUUAGAACAAACAAAAAUUGAACUAUUGUGUGAAAAUUCGAACUCACUCAAAUCAAUUGAAAAACAUUUAAGAAACGACUCGCCCAUUUCUGUAUCACCUAUCAUAUCAUUGGAACAUUUUUAAUACAUAUUCACAUAUAAAUGAUUGCAUAGCAUACAACAGUAAGUUAUGUUAUGUAUAAUCAUAAAAUGUCAUUUAUAUACUUGUAGGAAUGAGU